AGCUCACUUCCGGCAUGAGAGCGGCGCACAAAGCACAUUGACAGUAGAUUCCGUCUCAGUCGCUGAACCGCGUUGUUCUGCGUAUGUACAUUAUGAUACUCGGAUGGCUUCAUAAACUCCCGUGGAUGUAACCGAGCUUCCAAGUCGCGUAAAGCCAACUUGUAGUGCUGCGAACAAUAAUGGCAAAUGAUGAAAUGGACUACAAUAUUGUGUUUCCAGAUGAAGCGACCAGCGAGACACACUGGCAGGGAACAAAAGAGCCUGUUGUCAUACUGUUGGGAUGGGCGGGCUGCAGAGACAAACACCUCACCAAGUACAGCUCCAUCUACAAUGAACAGGGAUGCGUCACUAUCCGUUACACGGCCCCUCUCAAGACCGUGUUUAUCUCCGAGUCAUUUGGAUACAAAGAACUGAGACGUACAGCCCUCAAGUUGCUGGAGAUCCUCUUUGACUAUGAGGUGGAGCAUAGUCCCAUUUUCUUCCACAUAUUCAGUAACGGUGGCUUCAUGCUGUACAGAUAUAUUGUCGAGCUUUUGCACAAGGACAAACAGUUCAGUUCCCUGUGUGUCAUCGGGGCCCUUGUGGACAGCGCUCCUGGUAGCGGGAAUGUCCGAGGGGCAGUGCGGGCCCUGGCCGCUACUUUGGGGCCGAAAAUAAGUCCUGUUUUGAAGUACCUCCUGCUAGCGCUCUUUGCAGUGACUGUUUUCCUGCUGCGAAUCGUGCUGUACCCCUUGACCAAAUAUGUGCACAAGAACCACUAUGACGCGGUGCAAGAGAGGCCGCCCGCCUGGCCUCAUUUCUUCCUCUACUCUCGAGCUGAUCAAGUGAUCAGGCCAAGAGAUGUCAGGCUCUUUGCAGACACCCUGAAGUUUAAAGGAGUUCCAGUGGACAGUUAUGAUUUUGUCUCCAGCGUCCAUGUCAGCCAUUUCCGGGAAUAUCCGGAGCAGUAUACUUGCAAGUGCCGCAAUUUCCUGAUUGCCUGUAUGAAGGACACAGAUGGGACAUUCAUGAGAAAGAGACACCGGGUUCGGGAUCAGUGAAGCAUGUAAAACCCAAGUGGUGCUCUGGGAACUGAGAUUCUAGCAAAAUUCUCCAGGUAUUUGACAGAGCAUUGUGUGUGGUUUUUUUUUUUUUUUGCUUAAUCAGAAAUGUCCCAUGGUUGAAUUCAUUUGUCUGUGGAUUUGCAAUCAUUUUCUCAAUUUUUUUUUUAUUUAAUAACACACUUAAAACAGGUAGUUGAUUGACACUGGAUAAAUGGGACUAAAGAUACUAUAAAUUGUAUUUAUUGUGUUUGACAUGUGAUGCCUUGUAGAUCGGUUGUACUGUCGCAGUGAUAAAACCUAAUUGAAAUUGAUAUUAGAGCAUACGCCACUAGUAUUUAAUCGUUGAGAUGUAUUUGUGAAUUCCUUUUUGUUUAUUUACCAUCAGAACCUUAACACAGAACGCGCCGUUAAGUCAAAGGAGGAGUCAGAAAAGGACGCAUUGACGCAGAUUGUUGAUGCCAUGUCAAGAGAUGACAUUUGGGAAAAUGAGUGGCUGGCAUUUGUCUGCACCAAACCUGGCCUGGGUACUUAAUGUGUCGUGUGGAGCCGCAUCGAGGAAAGGAAGGAAGGAAGAGGGAAGGUUGCGUAUCGGCACGGACAAAUGAACAUUGAUCACCGGAGUGAACACCAUUCUCUCAUUCUACUGUUCACUUCCUCCAAUGGUUCAUUGACUUCACAGGUAUUAAAAAUAAGUGCAACUGUU
Messenger RNA from Hippocampus comes (tiger tail seahorse), 1746 nucleotides. RefSeq names its product transmembrane protein 53 (gene tmem53). The record is from RefSeq and is a predicted model, not a curated record. Bases 180 to 1040 code for a protein of 286 amino acids. Lineage: Eukaryota; Metazoa; Chordata; Actinopteri; Syngnathiformes; Syngnathidae. The transcript is spliced from 3 exons.